Messenger RNA from Gadus macrocephalus (Pacific cod), 4013 nucleotides. RefSeq names its product adaptor related protein complex 1 subunit beta 1 (gene ap1b1). Gene Ontology annotation, cellular component: membrane coat; clathrin adaptor complex. Lineage: Eukaryota; Metazoa; Chordata; Actinopteri; Gadiformes; Gadidae. Gene Ontology annotation, molecular function: clathrin binding. The record is from RefSeq and is a predicted model, not a curated record. Gene Ontology annotation, biological process: vesicle-mediated transport; intracellular protein transport. The coding region runs from base 265 to 3249 and encodes 994 amino acids. The transcript is spliced from 24 exons.
UGUGAAUGAAGCCCAGAUGAACUCCCGGUGUGAAUGGAGCUCAGAUGAACUCGAAGUGUGAAUGAAGCUCAGAUGAACUCCAGGUGUAAAUGGAGCUUAGAUGAACUACAGGUGUGAUUGAAAAAAGUUUCCGGAAGUGGAGUUUGAGGGAGGAGCGUCAGACUGUCCGCGGUGAGCCGUUCUGCUGAGCCGUUCUGCUGCUGUUCUUCCAGCUGUGUCCUGUGAGUUCAUUUAACCCCCGAGAACCGACAAUUUGGAUCCAAGAUGACUGACUCCAAGUACUUCACGACUACCAAGAAAGGGGAGAUCUUCGAGCUCAAGGCAGAGCUGAACAGCGAUAAGAAGGAGAAGAAGAAGGAGGCCGUGAAGAAGGUGAUCGCGUCCAUGACCGUUGGUAAAGAUGUGAGCGCCCUGUUCCCAGAUGUGGUGAACUGCAUGCAGACAGACAACCUGGAGCUGAAGAAGCUGGUGUACCUCUACCUGAUGAAUUACGCCAAGAGCCAGCCAGACAUGGCCAUCAUGGCCGUCAACACCUUCGUGAAGGACUGCGAGGACCCCAACCCCCUCAUCCGGGCCCUGGCCGUGCGCACCAUGGGCUGCAUCCGCGUGGACAAGAUCACAGAGUACCUGUGUGAGCCGCUGAGGAAGUGUCUGAAGGACGAGGAUCCCUACGUCCGCAAGACGGCUGCCGUGUGCGUGGCCAAGCUGCACGACAUCAAUGCCCAGCUGGUGGAGGACCAGGGCUUCCUGGACACUCUCAAGGACCUCAUCUCCGACUCCAACCCCAUGGUGGUGGCCAACGCUGUGGCGGCGCUCUCGGAGAUCGCAGAGUCCCACCCCAACAGCAACCUGCUGGACCUCAACCCCCAAUCCAUCAACAAGCUGCUGACCGCGCUCAACGAGUGCACGGAGUGGGGCCAGAUCUUCAUCCUGGACUGCCUGGCCAACUACACGCCACGCGACGACCGCGAGUCCCAGAGCAUCUGUGAGCGGGUCACCCCCCGGCUGUCCCACGCCAACUCUGCAGUGGUGCUGUCGGCGGUGAAGGUCCUGAUGAAGUUCAUGGAGAUGCUGCCCAAGGACCUGGACUACUACGGCACGCUGCUGAAGAAGCUGGCCCCGCCGCUGGUCACGCUGCUGUCAGCGGAGCCCGAGCUGCAGUACGUGGCCCUCAGGAACAUCAACCUCAUCGUGCAGAAACGGCCGGAGAUCCUGAAGCACGAGAUGAAGGUGUUCUUCGUCAAGUACAACGACCCCAUCUAUGUCAAGUUGGAGAAGUUGGACAUCAUGAUCCGCCUCGCCUCACAGGCCAACAUCGCCCAGGUGCUGGCAGAGCUGAAGGAGUACGCCACAGAGGUGGAUGUGGACUUUGUACGCAAAGCUGUCCGAGCCAUUGGCCGCUGUGCCAUCAAAGUAGAGCAAUCUGCGGAGCGCUGCGUCAGCACGCUGCUGGACCUCAUCCAGACCAAGGUCAACUACGUAGUGCAGGAGGCCAUCGUCGUCAUCAAGGACAUCUUCCGCAAGUACCCCAACAAGUACGAGAGUGUGAUCGCCACUCUCUGUGAGAACCUGGACUCCCUGGACGAGCCCGAGGCCCGGGCCGCCAUGAUCUGGAUCGUGGGGGAGUACGCUGAGCGCAUCGACAACGCCGACGAGCUGCUGGAGAGCUUCCUGGAGGGCUUCCACGACGAGAGCACGCAGGUUCAGCUGCAGCUCCUGACUGCCAUCGUCAAACUGUUCCUGAAGAAACCCACCGAGACCCAGGAGCUGGUGCAGCAGGUCCUCAGCCUGGCCACGCAGGACUCGGACAACCCGGACCUGAGGGACCGCGGCUACAUCUACUGGCGCCUGCUGUCCACGGACCCCGUGGCCGCCAAGGAAGUGGUGCUUGCGGAGAAGCCCCUCAUCUCGGAGGAGACGGACCUCAUCGAGCCCACCCUGCUGGAGGAGCUCAUCUGCCACAUCGGCACCCUGGCCUCCGUCUACCACAAGCCCCCCAGCGCCUUCGUGGAGGGCAGCCGCGGCGUGCAGCACAAGAGGAUCCCCAUCCGCAGUGGAUCCGGAGAGAGCUCUGAGAGCCAGGACACUGGUGGGGCCCCCGGGGCCACCGAGGCCCCCGCCGCCGUCAUCCCCUCCCAGGGAGACCUGCUGGGAGACCUGCUGAACCUGGACCUGACACCCCCCACCUCCACCGCCGGCGCCCCCCCCGGACCCCCCAUGCCGAUGGGAGGCAUGGAUCUGCUGGGGGGAGGACUGGACAGCCUGAUGGGCGAUGAGUCUGAACCGUAUUCGCCACAAAUGCCCAGGGGGGCGGACACACCUCAGUCCCUGCGGUUCUCGCACUCGAGCCCGUCGUCCCCAGAUUACAGCCCCACCGAGCUGACCCCCGGCCCGGCACUACAGCUCGGCGGAGACAUUGGGGGAAGUCCUGCAAUGGACUCUGGGUUCGGGGCUCCUGCGGCCGUUAUGCCAUCCUCCCUGAACGCCCCGGUGGGGGGUGGUCUGGGGGACCUGUUUGACCUGGGGGGUGGCGUGGGGAUGCCCAUGGGAACCUUCGUCCCUCCGAAGACAUUGUGGCUCCCAGCCAUGAAGGGUAAGGGUCUGGAGAUCAUGGGCACGUUCGCCCGGCGUGCAGGGGUGAUCCAGAUGGAGAUGACCCUCACCAACAAGGCCAUGAGCGUCAUGACGGACUUCGCCAUCCAGUUCAACAGAAACAGCUUCGGUCUGGCUCCUGCCGGCCCCCUCCAGGUCCCCACGCCGCUCAGCCCAAACCAGACCAUCGACGUCAGCCUCCCCCUGAACACCGGGGGACCCGUCAUGAAGAUGGAGCCUCUGAAUAACCUCCAGGUGGCGGUUAAGAACAACAUUGACGUCUUCUACUUCAGCUGCCAGUACCCCAUCAGCAUGCUGUUUGUGGAGGACGGGAAGAUGGACCGCCAGGUGUUCCUGGCCACCUGGAAAGACAUCCCCAACGAGAACGAGGCCCAGUUCCAAAUUAACGACUGCCAUCUCAACUCUGACGCGGCCUCCAACAAGCUGCAGGGCAGCAACGUGUUCACCAUCGCCAAGCGCACGGUGGAGGGCCAGGACAUGCUCUACCAGUCCAUGAAGCUCACCAACGGCAUCUGUGUGCUGACGGAGCUCCGCGUUCAGACCGGUAGCCCCACCUACACGGUGUCUCUGAAGUGCCGGGCGCCCGAGGUGUCCCAGUGUGUGUUCCAGUGCUACGAGGCGGCGCUCAAGAACUGACCACACAACACAACACACACAAACACACACACACACACCCACACCCACACACCCCCCUCUUUACUGCAGAGCCCGCAGUGGAUAGACCACAGGGGUCGGGACCCGAGGUCCGUGAGUGAGAGAAGUGGUUCUGCCCCCCCCACGGACCCCUUCUUUUCAUCUCCCCUUGAUGAGUGCUUUUCACGCUGGGCUGUCCUCCGUUUGAAAAGCUCUCACAUUAUGAAUCAUGUUUUGUUUGUCGCUUCUGUCCCUCUCAUUGUGAUGAGGGACGAGCGUUAAAGCUGAGCUCUCCCUCUGCUUGCAUGAUCCUGUUGCCGCGUCGCAACAAUGAAUCCUCUAUUCAUCGUGUGAACAAUCACCUGCAAGUCAUCUCUGCUGUAAACUCUUUAUUUUGGGUCCAAACCAAAGCAUUUUGUACUGAUCCAUCGACUGCUCUGACAAAAGGCUUCACCGUGUUGAAGGCCGUGGAGAGAGAGGCUUAGAAAACAUGUUGUUCGAUUUGUAAGCGAGUUUGCUUUUAGUUGAGUGUGAUUACUUUGGCUUGUACCCUUUUUUUUUCUUUUUUUUUUUUUCUUCUUGUUAGUCUGUCCAUAUGUUGUUUCCUGCCCGCGGGACACAGCCGCUUUGCUGUGCUUGUGUGUGCCUCUUUCUUUCUCUUAUUUAGUAUAAUAUAAAGUGUGGACAGAAGGCCCUACACACACACACACACACACACACACACACACACACACACACACACACACACACACACACACACACACACA